AUGAAGCAGUUGACAAUUUGGAAACAACCAUCUAGCUACGAUGAAGGUAAAGCGGAAUCCUCUUACGAUGAUGAUGAUGAUGCGCAUACCACAAAGCAAAAACCACUGGAAGACGAGAAGCCACUUGUGUACUGCGAAGAUGAGUCUAUGGGGUGUACUCGCCCGCCGCCGCUAUUAAUGCAACAUCCGAUAGCUGCCUGGGCACUAGGAAGCCUUGGUGUACAGUUUGUUUUGGUGGUAAGUCUAGUGGUCCCAGGCGGCACUAUGCGCGGCGCUCCGAGUGUGACUCACUUAACUGCAAAGACAAACACGUGUAUGGCGAUGUUACCCAGUGAAGUUCGCAGUCGUAUUGAUGAAACAGUGGACCCGUGCUGUGACUUUUACGCUUUUUGUUGUGGCGCAUGGUUGAAAAUAGUAAAGAUCCUAGUCGAGGAAUCUCGUGUGAUCUUGUCCUUAUCUGCUGUGGAAGCCGAAAACGAAAAGGUGUUGAUCGACAUGAUGCACCAAGGCUGGUUGCUGCUGGGUGGCUUGUACGAGUCGUGUAUGAACGUUAACAACACCAAAAGCCCGACGGCGGACGAUGUGUCGAUAAGGUUCUUGUCGCCGGUGUUGGAGCAGAUUGCUGCAACAAAGACAAAGAUGGAGCUGUCUCAAUUGGCAGGAGCCUUAUCUAAAGCAGGACCAAAUUUGUUGACAAAUCUCUAUGUCAGUGGGGAUGAUCCAGAAGUCGAUGUGUACGUGUUGUAUGCGUCGCAAACUGGACUUUCUAUGCCAGGUCCAGAAUAUUACUUAGACCGCAACCAGUUUGGCUCAACCCGUGACGCAUUCCAUGCGUAUGUGAUGGAGUUGUUUCGAUUGGUUGGAUUGGAGUUGCGUGCAGCAGCAUCCCGAGCUUCAGCAGUGGUUGCCUUUGAACAAACACUUGCACCGCUUUUUGAACAGGAAGAACAGUCCAAAGAUUCUGCAGCACCCUUCAGCCGUUUGCUUCAAAAGCUUACAGCUCAGGACGUCAGUUUGGUCAUUAAAACGCCCGCAUUCUUCGACCGCGCUGAAAAGCUCGUGACUGGAGAUUCUGUGACUUUGAAUACCCUGAAAGUGUCUGACGUAUAA
Peronospora belbahrii is the source of this 1110-nucleotide messenger RNA. NCBI's taxonomy places the organism in Eukaryota, Oomycota, Peronosporomycetes, Peronosporales, Peronosporaceae. The record is from the annotation of a GenBank genome assembly.